GCUCUCACUCUCCCAAACGCUGCACGUAGGGGGCUUCCUCCAAUCCUAGUUUAGCUUUUUAGUGUUAUAUUAACAUUUUGUGUGUAUUGGAUGGGACCAUGGGGUGAGAUGGCAAAUCUGGAUAUUACUUGAUGAAUUAUAUGAACUUCAGUAACAGGGCUGUGAUUGCACUACCUCUCUGUAAUGGAUGGCUCUUGCUGUGGUCAUGCCAGACGUAGAAUCUUUGCCAUGUGAGUAUUCCCCAGUAACCUCUCCUGCUGGCUGCAGCAUGGACCUGGAGCCUUGCUUCAGUGAGUUGCCAGAUCCUCUCUCUGUUCUUGGUCCCCAAUUAUCUGGUUUCCCUCAACACAGAAAUCCUUCAUAUAUCAAUCUAGAUGCACCUUUGAACCGCUAUCCAGCAGGACCCAACAACAACCUUCUUAGAAACAUGGGACUUAGGUACUGUUCUACCAGCAAUAUGCAUCCUCUUAAACAGCCAGAGACACAGUCCAGCUACCAGGAGGGGAAACUCUCACAGAGCUGUGUCAACUCAGGCAAUAAUCGACUAUACCAUAGCCUGGAAAAUCUGCACUGGAAUGCAGACCCUGGUAUGUACACUUACAGAAGCAUGGAGAGUGAGUUUGUUCUUCACUGUACCUCCAGCAGUCAGUGGUAUGAUGGAACUUCUCAGGGCUCACAGGUAUACACUAUGAUGCACUCCCCUGAGAAUAUGGCUUCCUGUCCUCGUCAGGGACUAAUGAGGAAGGACUUACCUCUCUUUCCUCAGUGGCUAUUUCCUGCUGUGGAGGACUGGGCCAUGAAUGGAAAUGCCCGGAAAGGCCUGCGAGACAAACUUCGCCUCCAGAGCACUCGUGUGUCGGAGCCUAACAAGCCCCUUCGUCCGCAGCCUUCGAUACGGAACACUCUGCAUUCUUUUAGUGACCAUGAAAUGGCUUCCCAUUUUGGUCAUCUCCCUUCUACAGGACAGGUGAAUGGCAAAAAAGAGCUGUACGCUCAUCGUAUCACCAGCCCAGAGGAAAUCAAGCAGGAGGUGCUCCGGCGGCUACAGCUACAAAGGCAGAGGAGCACUCCUAACCUGGCACUCAGCUCCAGCCAGGAAGCCACCUUCAACAAGUCACACACCUCUGAGCAUGUCAGCAGUAUUGCCCAGUCUGCUCCUGAGAGGAAAAGACCCCCCAUGAGUCGCUUGCACAUCCCAACGUUUGAAGAGUUUAAAAGGAUGAGGCAAAAAGAGGGUGCUGAAGACCUGGGUUCAUCAACAGCUCCAUCUAGUAGAGUAGCCCAACAGGAGGGCCAAUGCAGAGAGGGAAACUGUGAAGAGAAAGCUAAAGACAGAUUACAUACAGAGGCUAAAUCUGUUACAGACAUCUGGCAAAACUGUAGCACUACUGAUGCAGCUCAUCCACAUGGUUCAAGUGGAGAAGAAUCAAGUAGCGGUAUGUCUACUGAACAAGCUUCAGGUGCCCCAAUCUGCACAGGACCUGCACCUCGCUCUCCUCUGCAGUCCCAGAGUACCACUGCAGGGGAAGAGCACACUGAGAAAGCAGGAGAUUCUGGAAUUAUGGAUCCAGCUGCGGUCCCUUUCCCUCCCAACAGGGAGAGUGCUGAGGGGGCAUCAACUUGCUGUCCUGCUAUAAUUCUGGAUGGGAAAGAUCUCUCUAGUUAUGGAGCCAAGAUCUACAAGAUGAAGACUGACCUUCUUGGAUCAGCCCUGGACCUCAUAAAGAAGAGCUGCAGUGCAGAGAUCAGCGCUAAAGCCCCCACCAGGCUGUCACAUGACCAGCACGACGGUACUGACAUCACCACUCCCCAGCCUGGGUGUCAAUCUGCCUGCGUUGCCAUGACAACAUUGGCCUGCAGACAGGAGGCUUGCAGUGAAGCUACUGGACGAGAAGAACCAAGAGAAUGCAAGCUGUUAGGGUCAGGAUGCAGGCGCUCCAGCUCAGACGCGACCUAUGAGCCGGCUGGAUCGGUGAGGGCGCAGCGGGAGUGUCGCCUGCGCCCUCACUACAGCGACCCCAUGCCCACUGAUGCUGCCAAACGCAAGCAGCUGGAGAUGAAGAUUGCUGCAGCUGCACGUCUCCACAGUCAACGCAGGGACAGAGAUCAUGGUAUGCGAACAGUUAGGGGCCAUUCUGAGCCUAGAGGAGAAGGUCGGAAUGGACGCUUGGGGGUGAAUCGUGUGUGUCAGCAUCGCUGGAGCACAGUGAGCAGUGUGAGUGCAGACAGUGGUGUAGUUGGGCUGAGCGAUGAGCGCGAGGAUGAGGAGGAGCCACGCUGGACUCGGCACAGUACCGGGCCUGAAGUGGAGCGAGUGGACAGUGGUAUCGGGUCUGGACUGGCACCAAGCUGGAAGAGACCCACAGAAUCUUAUAAAACAUGGGAGGCCCAGCGGCCAUGUCCAGACUGUGGCCACCGAGACACCACUCGAGAGGAGGGCAUGUGUGAGCGAUGCUUAAAGUUACGGACCGAGCGCAAGGAGGCCAUUCUGGAGUUCCUCAACACAGAGUCGAGUUACGGCGAGGAUCUGCGCAUCAUUAAGGAAGAGUUCUACUUCCCCAUGCAAAGCGCUGGACUACUCACAGCUGAACAGUUGACUGUGGUCUUCAGCAAUGUACAGGAGCUUAUUGAAGUGAAUGAAAGGUUCACCGAGCAUCUGCAAGACAACAUUGACCAAGCACUUGACCAGGGAGAUGAAGAUCUGCUGACUGUAUGCAUUGGAGAAAUCUUUUUGGAGUUUGUCAACAUGUUACCAGCAUUUCAAACCUACUGCUUGAAGCAAUCCACAUCUGUCAACAUGCUUAACACACUGGAGAAGGAAAAAGAGUUGCUUAGGAUUUUCCUUGACGUAUCCCAGAAUGACAAUACGGCCCUGCGGCGCAUGAAUCUGCGCUCCUUCCUCAUGGCUCCACUGCAGCGCGUAACCAAGUAUCCGCUGCUGCUGAGCCGCAUCAUCAAGGCCACUAACGAAUACCACCCUGAUUACGAGCGUCUGAAAGAGGCCAAAAGUCGUGUGGAGUCUCACCUGGAGCACAUCAACAUGAAGAGCAAGCAAGAUGGUACAGCCACAUGGUCCCUGCGCUCCUUCCGGCGCGAGAGCCGCAAGAACCGUGAAGUGAUAAACAUUGAGAUGAGAGAAACAUCCAUGAAGCUUGUAGGUUGGGCUCGUGAGACCACGCGCUUUAUUAUGGAGGGCCCACUGCAGAUCUCACAGCCUGCUGAUGGCCAGUGGGUGAAAAAAGGGAGCAAGUCCCUCAAGUUCCAGAACGUUCAAAGCCUGCUAAUGGUGCGUACGGCAGAUGGAGGUGUUCGUGGAGACCAAACGGAGGCAUUCGAGACAGUGCAGGAUGGCGUGCUGGUAAUGAUUAAAGAUAAAAGUAGUGGCAAGUUUGCUGUACUGCGUGAACCCAUCCAUCUGGCUAACUGUGUGGUUUCGACUGACCCAGACUGUGAUGACACGUUCGAGGUGCUGGACAUCCGACGCGAAGCCUUUGUUUUACGUGCCUCUGACAAAUCACAUACACAGCAGUGGUUCCGUCUGAUUAAGAGGUACGCAUGUGACCUGGGGCUAUGGAGAAAAAGACGCAACGCACUCCCUAAUAUUAUGAUCAAUAAGUCCCAGAGCCGCUCUUGAGACUUAUUUACGCAACUUCAAUCUGGUGAAAAUCUUUUUAAAAUAUUUAAUUGACAGUAUUACAUUAUGAACAUUAACAAAUGUUUGAUGAUUUGGCCAGAAAAGUGCACUUUCUAUAGGUAAGCUCUGAGACUCACAAAAAAAGGGGAAAAUCAGCUUUUGGUGGACCAAAAUGAGAACAUGGUUAGAAACAUCACUGGCCACAGACUGUGGAAUUUGCUAUUGAAGUAAACAUUUUCAUUAAUUAUUUGCAACAGCAUGAGUGAAAAAUAUUUGUUUAAAAAUUAUAUUGAGAAAGAAAACUAUCAGUAGAAAUCCUUUUUAACAAAGACGCACAAAUGACAACCAGUGUAAUGUGAGAAGACUGAAGCAGAUCCCAUGUGGUGGUGUUUUUUUCUAUUAAGAUUUCUGAAAGUCCUCUUCCUCUCUUUUCAUUAGUCUGAAAAACAACAAAAUGCUCCAUUCCCACUAGCAGUGAAGCAUCCAAGGGAAUUUGCGCAUGAUAUCUGAACCCUACAACACCCAUAUAAUUGCAUUAUUAUCACUGUGCUGGGGAAACAAAUCAGCAAUAAUCAAUAAGCAUAUUGUAGCUAUGGUAAUGCUGGUUUCAACUCAUCAUAAUCCUUCCUGACACACUGCAGUAAAACAAAAUAAUGAUUUGUUUUAUUUACAUAUACAGUAGCAAAUCUUUUCUCGACCACUUGUGUUGAUUUCACUAAUUGCUGUUGCCACGUGAAAAAUAGUGGUGAAACUGCAUCUACUCAAGAUAUAGUAGCAGUAACUAAAUAUUGGAGUGUCAGAAAGAGAUCUUCUAAAACCAUGAAAUGUUGAUCUUUUGAUAAUUGAUAAGAAAGAAAACCGCGUGCCUUUUAUUUGAUUGCCUCCUGACACAUCAGAGCCGGAUUCCCCCACUCCAGUGAAAUCUUCUGAGAAAAAGUACUGUUCUUUAAACAUCUCCCAUCAUCUCCAUCAAGAUAAUAUAAACUCGUAUUUUCUGUUAAAUGCACUUUAGUCUACAAUGUUGAAAUGUUUGUUUUUAUUAAAAGCUUUACUCUUUAUUUUCAUAGCUUUACAAGAAAGUUGGUGGUUGACUUGAGCGAUAUUCAGCACCCACAUAAACUAGUAUGGCAUGUUCCAUAUUUUGUUCUAAUGCUAGAUAUAAUUUAUUAUUUAAACAUGUAUUUGCAGUUGCAUUUCCCUUGUGAGCGUGCAUAAAAUGAGACAUAAUUCUAAUUAAAUUUUAAAUCAUGUGUUUGCAUUUUUGUGUACAGUAGUGUAAUUUCAAUUUCGGUGUCUAAACUUGUCUGCCAUAUUAAAAAAGCUAUAAUAAUUGCAUCCGCGAUGGCACUUUCUCAUCCUCAUGCUACAAACAGUAUUUUCGGAGGAACUUUUUAAAAAGCCAUGUGUAACCUCAAAUUUGUUUUAGCCUGAACUGAUACUAUAUUGAAUGGCGAGGAAAAACAAAAAACAUCCUGUGAGCAGAGGGUCUGCAGGCUGAAACACCUUGUUGAGAGAUAUGAGAUUAGAAUAUUCAGAGUGGUCUGAGCUGACAGGAAAUUAAAAUAAGCACUAUUUACCACUGUAGCGAGCAGAAAUGCUUCUCAGAACACACAUCACACCUUGGUGGGUGAUGCAACAGCAGGAGGACACAUCAGGUUCCUGUCAGCCAAGAGUCUGUGCCCAUAAUAGCCUCAGAUCUGCUGUUGUAUCCCAUCCACCUCAUGGUUUGGUGUUUUGUGUAUGCUGAGGCUUUUCUGCUCAACACAGUUGUAAACAGUGAUUAUAUGAGUUGCUAAACUCUUCCUGGCUGCUUUAACCAUUCUGACCAUUUUUCUCUGAGCUCUCUUAACAAGGUGUUUCCACGCGCAGAACUUUCGCUCACUCAAUGUUUUUUGUUUUUGCACAUUGUUCUAUAUAAACUGUAGAGACUGUUGUUUGUUAUAAUCCCAGAUUAUCAGCAAUUUCUGAAACACUCAAAGCAACCCAUCUGGUACCAACAUCCAUGCCAUGGUUAAAGUCACAGAGAUCAUAAUUUUCCUCAUUCUGAUGUAUGAUCUGACCGUUAACUGAAGCUCUUGAUGUGUAUCUGUAUGAUUUUAUGCAUUGUGCUGCUGCAACAUGAUUGGUUGAUUAGAUAACUGCAUAAAUGUGCAGGAGUACAGGUGUUCCUAAUAAAAUGGACAGUGAGCAUAUAUUGUACAAUACACUCUUUUAACAUUUAUACUGAUACACUAUUAAGGCCAAUAUAAACAAAUAUAAGAGAAUAAUCACUGACAAAUUGCAUUAAAAGUCCAAUUUCCAUAUUUUGCUUAUAGAGGUUGAUAUAAAUCUCCAACCCAAGUUAAAAGUGGACUCUCUGCAGCUUACUUACUGAAAGGCCCUUAUUUUCUAUAGAUAAAAUGCACACCAGGCAGGUAAGACCAGCUGGAUGCAAUUUUUAGUCAGACAUCACUUCCUGUGAUGCCCAUUGACAGUCCCACCCAUAGCACUUGAUAGACAGGUCAUUUCAGUGACUAU
This is a messenger RNA of Tachysurus vachellii, 6151 nucleotides long. RefSeq lists its product as uncharacterized. Bases 188 to 3634 code for a protein of 1148 amino acids. The record is from RefSeq and is a predicted model, not a curated record. The transcript has 7 exons. Lineage: Eukaryota; Metazoa; Chordata; Actinopteri; Siluriformes; Bagridae. Gene Ontology annotation, biological process: positive regulation of Rho protein signal transduction. Gene Ontology annotation, molecular function: guanyl-nucleotide exchange factor activity.